AUGCCGCCGUUGGCGCCCGCGGUCGGAGCGAGUUCGCUCCCGGCGACCCCCCAGCCCUCCGCCAGCCCCGCGCCUUCGUCCUCUUCGUCCUCCUCGAGCUCGCCGCCGAUCGGCGGCGAAGACAUCGGCGCAGUCGUGGUCGACAUUGGCAGCCACACGAUUCGCGUGGGCAAUGGCCAAGAGGACUGCCCGCGGCAGUUCUUUCUCGCGGCGGCGCUGCGCAGAACUGGCAAACCGCGGUCGCGGCUGCCGCCGCCCGGGACGGUUUGCGGAGACUGUGCGGCCUGUUGCUGCUGCUGUCGCGCCGCCGCUGAGGUCGAUCCCGCCGGCGCCGGAGACGGCGAGACGCCGAAGGGCGGCGCCGCGGGCGACGCGCAGGCGCAGGAGCCUUCAGCGAAGGACGGCGGAGCCUCUGGGCGCGGCGAGACGUGUUGUGCGUGCUGCCUCAGCUGCGGAGAGCGCGCAGGCCGCCUCGUCUUCCCUGUUAGCUUCUACGACAAGGUAGCCGACUGCGAAGUGCGCAGGUGCCUCUCCGCCUCAGCCGCCGCGGAGUCGGUCCCCCCCCGCGACGCGUCGCUGCGUUUGGACGAGGAUGUCUUUCGCGUCCUGCUGUAUCGCACGGUUCAGGGCACGUAUCCGCCAGCGUCCGCGAAGAAGGUCUCUGCGUCUGCGGGCUGCUGCUGCUGCGCGGCGUCCGCCGCCCCCGCGGCGGGGACUGUGGUGGCGACGGGCGUCGCCUCUAGGUCGUUCCCCGAGCCGUUCACGACGGUGGCGUCGGGCGGCCUUGGCGUGCUGCUGGAGGAGCAUGCAGUGCUGGUGACGGAGCCGACGCAGACGGAUUUCGCGUUUCGCGAGAAGACCGCGAAGAUCCUAUUCGAGGAGAUGGCGGUGCCUGCGGCCUUCUGGGCGAAGCAGGCGAUGCUGGCGGCGUUCGCGGUCGGGAAGUCGACGGCACUCGUCGUGGACGUCGGCGCCUCGGGCCUCUCCGUAAGCCCCGUCUACGAGGGCUUCUGCCUGCAGAGGAACACGCGAAAGUACCCAGUCGCCGGCGACUUCCUCGACGAAAUCGUCGCACGCGUCCUCGCCAGGGAAACCGCCGCCACCCGCCGGCGACCGCCCGCCGCGCCCACAGACUCCACGGCGCACUUCGGCGGCCUCUGUCUCCCCGCGUUCACGCGCCGCCGCACGCGCGCCGGCGCGGAGGCGCAAGCGGCGGCGGAGCGAGAAGAAGCGGAGCUCUUUCGUGGCGUCUGCGCGAGCUUUCUGCGGGAGAGCUCGCAGGAAGUCGCGCGCACGCUGAAGGAGAGCGUCUGCCGCGUGCAGACAGACAGCGACGAUGAAGAAGAGGAGGAGGACGAGGGCGAGGAGGAGGACGAAGAUGGCGGAAACGAGGGACGCAGACGCAACAAGGGCUUCAAGAAGAAGGUGGCGAAGGCGCCCGGGAGGCCACCGAGCCGGAAGCCAGGCAAGAAGUCCGGCAGCGCGUCGAGCGGUGAAGAGGACACCACCUUCGUCAGCGACGAGGAGAAGAAGAAGGCCGCGCUGGCGAGCAAAAAGAAAAAGCGGCGGUGCGCCGCCUCGAUCUACGAACUCCCAGACGGCUCGCUUGUGAACUGCGACCAAAACUUAAAGUUCGACGUCGGCGAAGUCCUCUUUCGACCCAAAGAGGCGCUGCGCGCCCUCGGGCUGUGGAGUGAAGUGAAGGAAGCAACCGCAAACGCAGAGGGGAACGAACAAACUACCGACUCUUACUGGGAGAAGCGUCUCGACGGAUUCAAAGGAGUCACAAAGGCGAUUGAGGCGUGCAUCGAUUCGUGCGACGUAGACAUCCGACGAGAGCUUCUCGCUUCGAUCGUCAUCACGGGAGGCACCAGCCUCAUGCCGGGCUUCCUCGACCGCGUCUCGAAGGAGCUGCACUCGCCGCUCACGUUUUCCUUUUCGAAUUCACCGGCGAUCAAAGUCCGCGUCGUCGCCCCUAACACCUCCGUGGAGCGGGCCUUCUCUACGUGGCUGGGCGGCAGCAUCCUGGCCUCCCUCGGGACUUUCCAACAACUCUGGAUUAGCAAGCGCGAGUACGAAGAACACGGCGUCGACGUCAUCAACCGGCGGUGCGCCUGA
This is a messenger RNA of Besnoitia besnoiti, 2118 nucleotides long. RefSeq names its product actin-related protein ARP4A. Gene Ontology annotation, molecular function: chromatin binding. Gene Ontology annotation, biological process: regulation of transcription by RNA polymerase II. Lineage: Eukaryota; Apicomplexa; Conoidasida; Eucoccidiorida; Sarcocystidae. The transcript is spliced from 3 exons. Gene Ontology annotation, cellular component: NuA4 histone acetyltransferase complex; SWI/SNF complex. The coding region runs from base 1 to 2118 and encodes 705 amino acids. The record is from RefSeq and is a predicted model, not a curated record.